AUGGACUACGAAAUUACUCAAAGCGAAAAUAACUCCAAGUUUGUAAGUUUUGAGAUCGCAUCGACACAGUUGGGCUCUCCAAACUACUUGUUAAGAGGUGUACGCACUAUUGCUCGUUUAGGCCUGCCUGUUCAAACAUUGGACCGCGAUACCAUGGAGAAGCAUGCCCAUCUCAAAGGUCUACCUAUACUACCAUAUAACGGUGCUAGGGCUCGAAUUCUUAUUGGAGUCGACAACGCGAAAGUCUGUGUGCCAAUUGAAGUUAAGGAGAGUAGCACCUCCAACCUGAUUGCUGCUAGAUGCCGGCUGGGAUGGACCGUUUAUGGUCGAGACACAUCUGAACACGCAGUGAUGCCUCGCGUGCUUCACAUCUGCAGCUGUGAUCCUACGGGCAGGGACCGAAUGGACGAACAGAUGAAGGCAUAUUUUGCUAUCGACGCUAUCGGUGUCUAUGCGCCAGCUAAACCGCUUCGGUCAAAGGAUGAUGAACGUGCUUUACAAUUGAUGGAAAAAUUCACCAAGUUUUUGCCAACAGAGAAGAGAUGGGAAACAAGAUUGCUAUGGAAACAAGACGUCGUCGAUUUACCCGAUUCACUUCCUAUGGCGCGCUGUCGACUAAUGUGCUUGGAAGCCAAGAUGAAGCGGGAUCCUGAACUCCACCGUUUUAUCGUCGACAAAAUUGACGAUUACAAGAAAAAGGGUUACAUACGCAAAUUGGAGUCACUUGAAACAUCGAUAGGUGGCAGAUCGUGGUACCUUCCCAUAUUCACGGUGAUCAACGUUAACAAAAACAAAACUAGAUUGGUAUGGGACGCUGCAGCCAAAGCUGGAAAUACUGCACUUAACAACAUGCUGUUAAAAGGACCUGAUCAGCUAAACUCGAUGAUGGGUAUUCUUCUUCGAUUCCGCGAAAGGCCCUUUGCAAUAUGCGGAGAUUUACGCGAGAUGUUUCACCAAAUUAAGGUAACCAAAGAGGACCAAGUGGCGCAGAAGUUUUUAUGGCGCGACGGUGAGUCUAAUCGGCAGCCAGAUGUAUAUGCCAUGUGUGUGUUGACUUUCGGCGCUUCGUGUUCUCCUUCGCUAGCGAACUACGUAAAAAACCAAAAUGCACAACGUUUUUCCGAAAAUUAUCCCGAAGCUGUACAAGCCAUUAUAAAUAACACUUUCGUCGAUGAUUGGCUUCAGAGUGCAGACAAUGAGGAAGAGUUAUCGCGUUUGGCUACUGUUGUUCGCUGGAUCCAUAACGAAGGAGGUUUCGAGAUGCGAAACUGGGUAUCCAAUUCCAAGAAAACUUUGACUGCGCUCUCUGCUAACAGCACGCUGCUAUCCAGAUGUUUUGAGGAGCCUGAAGCUACUAUCGAAAAGGUGCUUGGAAUGUGGUGGUUACCAGCGUCGGAUGAGCUUACCUUUGUGGAAAAGUUUCCUAAAGAAGUUUUUGAUGAGCACACAUUUCCAUCGAAGCGACAAGUUUUGCGUACAAUCAUGAAAAUAUUCGAUCCCCUUGGACUACUCGGGUAUGUCAUCAUACAAGCAAAAAUCAUUCUACAGGACAUUUGGCGUUCAGGUGUUAAUUGGGACGAGCCUAUCAGAGAGGAUGAUCGCAGUAACUGGUGGAACUGGUUGAAAAGAAUUUCUUCGAUAAACAACGUCAAAAUUCCUCGGUGCUACUUACUUUCCAGCUGUAGCCAGAGUAACCAGUUGCACAUUUUCGUGGAUGCAAGUAUCAACGCUUAUGCUGCUGUGGCGUAUUUGCGUGCUGAAGUUGGUAACGCGGUGAACUGUUCAUUGCUGGCUUCGAAGACAAGGGUCACACCAUUGAAGCCCAUUUCAAUACCGAGGUUGGAGUUAAUGGCAGCAGUUCUGGGUCUGCGGUUGGCAAUUUUUAUAGGCAAGCAACUUUCUGUUCAGGUAAGCCGUAGAAUUUUUUGGACAGAUUCGAAAAACGUGAUAUGCUGGGUGCGUUCAGAUGCAAGAAAGUUCCAUCAAUUUGUUGCGUUACGUGUCGGCGAAAUUCUUGAGGGUUCCAGCGCUAAAGAGUGGAGGUGGUUGCCAUCUUCUGAAAACAUCGCUGAUGAGGGCACAAAAUGGUCCGACGUUCGCCAUUUUGACGACAAUGCACGCUGGUUUCGAGGGCCAAAGUUCUUAGCCCAGCCCGAAUCUAGUUGGCCUGUAGGGGAGCUAGUAGGCACUACAGCAGAGCUGCAUCACAUAAGUACAAGUACACCAUUGUCCCCUACCCUGUCAGUAAUUUCUCCAGACGUACGAAGGUUUAGCACAUGGGAGAGACUGCUUUCCACACAACAAAUUGUUCUGCGUUUCCUGCGCCGGAUCUUGAAGUUUACGCCACGUUCGCUACUAAAACUUUUCGAAUUGCGCGAUAUUGAAGCAGCAGAGCAAAUUCUUAUUGCCGUAAGCCAAGAAAAUGCGUUUAGCGAAGAAGUCAAAAGCCUACAACACGGUCAAAAUAUUCAACGGCAGUCUGCUAAAUAUAAAUGGUCGCCGUAUCUGGACGAGGUUGGGAUUCUUCGCGUGAAAGGUCGAAUCGACUCCUUAGAAGGAGUAGCAGUCGAUGUGAAGCGACCUGUAAUACUGCCGAAAAAUCAUACAGUAACGCGUUUGAUAAUUGAUUUCUACCAUAGAAAAUUUCACCACCAUCAUAAUGAGAUUAUUGUCAAUGAGAUGCGCCAGCGAUACUGCGUCGGUGCUUUGCGAUCGAUGGUAAAAGAGUGCGCCAAAAGAUGCCAAAUGUGUCGCAAUCGUAAAGCUAAGCCGCAACCACCUCAAAUGGGAAGUCUACCUGUAGAACGACUGUCACCAUUUACAAGGCCAUUCACGUUUACAGGAGUGGACUAUUUUGGCCCUAUCGACGUAGCUGUUGGCCGGCGGCGUGAAAAACGUUGGGGCGUGUUAUUUACGUGCCUGACGAGUCGUGCCGUUCACAUCGAGAUCGCGGCGUCGUUGUCGACGGAGACAUUCCUGCUAAUGUUGAAGUUGUUCGUGUGCCGCAGAGGAGUCCCGAAGCGCAUUGUGUCAGACAACGGCACAAAUUUUCGUGGUGCCAGCCGAGCACUUAUCAGCGAGAUAGAAAAGGUUUCAUCCGAUGACCUAGAGAGAAGACAUCCCCAAAUCGAGUGGUCCUUCAUUCCGCCCUCGGCUCCUCACAUGGGUGGGGCAUGGGAGCGAAUGAUACAGUCAACAAAAUCAAUUUUAAUGGAUAUUACGCACGAAGCAAUACUACGUGAAGAAGUUCUAAGGGCCACUUUAGCGGACAUUGAAAAUAUUCUUAAUUCAAGACCUCUGACAUAUGUGCCCUUGGAGACUCCAGACGACGACGCACUUACGCCCAAUCACCUUUUGUUAGGAAACUCAAGCGGAAUGCGCGAAUCAGGUUGUGAUGACGACAGUGGGCCAGCUCUCCGUCGAUGCUUUCGAAUUUCAAACCAGCUAGCUAACCAAUUCUGGAAGCGUUGGAUCCAAGAAUAUCUUCCGUGCCUCACUAGACGCUCUAAGUGGUUCCACCCACCGAUUCGACCUAUCGAAAUAAACGACGUCGUGGUCAUCGUUGACAACAAUGCGAAAAGGAACUCAUGGCCGAAAGGAAUAGUUAUAGAUCUCCACCGUGGAAAGGACGGAGAGGCUCGUAGCGCUGUGGUGAAACUAGCAAACGGUCUGUGCACCCGACCCGUAAUUAAAUUAGCAAAACUCGAUGUUACUAGUCACAAUUAA
Molecule: messenger RNA, 3726 nt
Organism: Anastrepha ludens (Mexican fruit fly)
Lineage: Eukaryota; Metazoa; Arthropoda; Insecta; Diptera; Tephritidae
Exons: 1
Coding region: 1-3726 (1241 amino acids)
Biological process (GO): DNA integration
Molecular function (GO): nucleic acid binding
Source: RefSeq, a predicted model, not a curated record